Molecule: messenger RNA, 4203 nt
Organism: Bufo bufo (common toad)
Lineage: Eukaryota; Metazoa; Chordata; Amphibia; Anura; Bufonidae
Gene: ADNP2
Product: ADNP homeobox 2
Exons: 4
Coding region: 267-3203 (978 amino acids)
Biological process (GO): regulation of gene expression
Cellular component (GO): nucleus
Molecular function (GO): DNA binding
Source: RefSeq, a predicted model, not a curated record
ACCCUGACGUCACUUCCUUGCUAUAUACCCGUCCGCCAUUUUCUGGCGGUGAGACAGUUAGGGGGACGGCGCACCGGUGGCGGCAGAGGAGCGGACGCAGUUUCCUGGAUAGCACGCCCACCCACACGGUGACUGAUACCGGACCUAUCCGAGGGGAGGGGCAGGGAGAGCGGCGGCUGAAGCAGGCGGGAGGAAGCGGCGCUGGGAGGCGGAACCUCUUGGCCCGGGCUCUAUUAAUCGGAGCGGCUCCCUCUGGUGCUGCCAAAAUGUUCCAAACGCCUGUCAAUAAUCUUGAGAAAAUAAGGAAGGCACGAAAAAGGGUGAAGCAAUUGUUACUGCAGAUUGGUCUAGAAACUUGCAGAGAAUCUUUUGAGGAAACCAACACUUAUAAUCCAGGAGACACACAUUUUUCCAGUACAUCAUGGGAGGAUGUCUCGCUUUGGGAAUCUAUUGGACGCAGAAAUGGUUACAGAACAAAGCAAUUCUGCUGUAGUCUCUGUAGUUUCGCAACUAGACUGCCCUCGUCAUUCAAAAGUCAUCUACAACGCUACCAUGAAGAUGAGAAGGACCAGGAGCUUAUGUCGGCUUGUCCAAGCUGCCCAUUCACAUCACAGACAAAGAAUGUUGUAAAGCACAUGCGGUUGUUUCACUCUAGUGUUCGAAAAGUUCAGGCUCCAAAAGAGAGUCCAAACCCAGUAAAUUCAGUCCGGUUUUCUUGUGCAAAAUGUAACUUCACUGACACGCUGUAUUAUAGUUUGAAAAGGCAUGUUCUUUUGACCCAUCAUCAAGCUGAGCUUGAAAAUUAUUUUGGGGAGAAGUCUGAAGAGGAACUCAAACAUUCUCCUCAAUUAAAGAUCAGUCUAGAUAGUAGAUACUAUUGCAAAAAAUGUAGUUGCAUUACUAGUAACCGUGAUGCUUUGAUGUACCACAUAUUAACAUCUGAUAAGCACAGAGAUCUGGAACUCAAACUUAGAACUGACAUUUCUGAUAUUAGUCGAGCGCGUGUAAGAAGACCAUACAAAAGGUUCUUUGCAAGAAGUCCCACUGUAGCUCAGGCACUUAAACCACAAGUGGUGGUGCCAAAUGCCACACCGGUAACCCCUUCAGCCACUAAAGAUGUAAAAGUUAUUUCCCUUCCACAAAAUGGUCCUAAUCCGCCUUCAUUGGGGACACCUAGUUCACUCAUCCAGAAAACUGUACCAGUAUCUACGACUGCGUCUGAUCCUGCAGGAGGUUUAGGCCAGACAAUAUCUACCACGGUUGCUUCUUCAGCUCAGGUUGGGUUUGUUACUGCUCAGCUUCCUCAAAACCAGAGCAUUACUCUUCAAGCUUCCCUUCCGCAAUCUGUCUUCCUGUCUCCGCAAUUUCCUUUGAACCAGCCUGUUACCGCAACUGUCCUUCCAUCAGGAGCUCAGGUUAUACCCGGUACCCAGACGUUGGCUCUAAAUCAGUCAGCAGUUUUAACCUGUCCGCAGUCUUUGCAGUCUGCUGUAAUAAAUAUGAACCAGGCUGGGAGACCCGCACUCUAUACUGUAAAUCAGUCUAUAACGCCGAACAAUGUUGUUGGCAAUCAACCUGGCAUUCCUCAAAAUACCAUCCUUGCUUCCCCCUUACUUAGGCAGCUGAUUCCCACUGGUAAGCAAGUAAAUGGCAUACCAACGUACACACUUGCCCCAAUCUCUGUAACAUUACCAGUCGCUCCAUGUGCUAUACCUGCUGUCAAUCCCCCAACAAUGCCAGUGCCGUUGUCUCAGCCUGAUAAAGUGACGCAGGUUUCAAAUUCUCCAGCCAGUGCUUCAUCUAAUCCUACACCAAAACAAAAAGCAUCAAAAAAGCCCAAUCCUAGUGUUACAAAAAGUCCAGCCAUUGCUCCAGCUGCUUUAGGCAAGGAGACGAAGCAGUGGAAGACAUGCCCUGUUUGCAAUGAACUCUUUCCCUCUAAUGUGUAUGAGGUACAUAUGCAGAUUGCGCAUAUAAAACAAGAAAAUAGUCCUAACAGGCCAACAGAGUCUUCUACUGCCAAUGAGGCAAAGGAAACUAUUCUCAUCGCUGCUCAGGCAUCAUUUUUGAAAGUCCUGAAAGAAAAAUCAAUUAGAUGUGUCACUUGCAAGACAUUUGCUCAAGAAGGCGAGGUGUUGAAACACUUACUUAUGCAUGGCAUGGUGUGUCUCUACUGCAAAGCGGUUUUCCACGAACUAAGAAACUUAAUCUACCAUAUGAAAAUUUUACAUGUAGGCAAAAAGAAGGUGCAUGCUGAUUUUGUCAAGAAAGGUUUCACAAUAUCAAGUGAUGCAAAUGGUAAUGCACUUUUUCCUCAUUUUGACUUUACAUUUAAUUUAUCUAGAGAAGAGCUUGGGGACAAAGAUAUGCACCUUGCGAUAGUUACUGGAGCAAACGCGAACACUGCUAGUCCAAUUUAUAUCAAAAUUCAGUCCCCACCAGUGUUUUGUGGUGCAAAAGAUCAGCGAGCCUCAAAGUGUUCAUUCUGCAAUUGUGCGUUGUCAAGGUCUGAGGUAUAUGAGACACACUUGAAAGAUAAGCAUCAUAUAAUGCCCACAGUGCAUACAAUCUUAAAGACUCCUGCUUUUAAGUGCAUCCAUUGCUGUGGCGUUUACACUGGCAGUAUGACGUUGUCAGCCAUUUCUGUCCAUCUUCAGCGUUGUCGCAACGCACCGAAAGAUAGUACCUCUGGAGAGGAGCUGAUGCUUGAAAACAAUGGUGAGCCUAAGCAGAAGGGCAGCGAGUAUGUAAAAACCAAACCCAACGCUACUGGUGAUACUCAGGGAGCCUCAAAUGAGUUUAAGAACCAUUACAAAUCUGGUCCGAAUGCCUCAAAAGACCUAGUGCCUUCUAAAAGGAGGAGGCUCGAAACCAAACCUGAUCCUUCAGAGUCUCUGGACGCGCUGCAGUCUCUUGAUAGCCUUGAGUUAAUUCCAGAACCUAAUGCAUCUGUGUCUAAUGAGUCUAAGAAAGAGUUUUUGUCAAAGUAUUUCCACAAGAAACCGUACCCCAGCAAGAAAGAAAUUGAACUGCUGUCUGUUGUACUGGAGAUGUGGAAAAGUGAUGUGGCCUCAUUCUUUGGUACGAAGCGUUACAUGUGCCUGAAAUUUCUCAGAAGUCACAAACAGAGAGUAUUGCUUGGAUUCAAGAUGGCUGAUCUCAAACGUUUGCAACAUGACUUAGAUUUGCAGGAAGACUAUUAAUUGGCACCUAGCUGCAGUGGGAAACACCUGGUUAGCAUCCCCAUGUCUUCUGUGAUUUCACACAAAAUUUAAAGGAAGCCAGGCAGAAGAUUAGAUGUUAACACCCUUUUUUGUCAGUUUGCAUUUUGUGGUUUUCACGUUCCAGUGCUCUCAUUUAUCAGCCCUUUAGGUCUUCACUGUCUAAGUGUCCUCUGUAUAAGCUUGUCAGUGUCCUUCAGAAUGUUCCAUUUGUCUGAAUAUUCCUUUCCAUUUUGUACAUUUCUGUACGUUUUGAUUUUAACUUUUUUUAUUUUUUAUCUUUCAUAUUUGAAAAAAUAACAUGUUAGCUUGACAGCUUAUGCAUGGUGUAGACAGUGGUUUUACUAUGCAGUGCUGGCAGAUGAUGGAAGGUGUAGUACAUUACUUGUUCUGCUCAUGUCUCUUGUAGGUAUGUCAGGGUAAGUGCCUAUAGCACAUUAAUAGUCUUGAGUACACUUGUUUGCUCUUGGUGCCGUUGUGCACAGUGGUUGCUGAAACCUGUAUAUUAACUGGAAGUUUUCUUCUGUAACUGAAGAAUGUGCUGCUGUGUGGUGGGUGUUUUUCCUCCUCUGGGCAGAUUUCCCCUUGUGAAGACGCACGAUGUCCUGGGCGAAGCCUUUUUAGUUUCUCUACAAAUGGCACUAGCAGCAUAAAUAAGUUCAUCUACAUACCGGGUGGAGCAUUAUUUCUGCAUCAUUUUGGGUGUGCUUAACAAGACAUUUUUUUUUUUUUCCAGUAUGGAAAUUCUAAUUCCAAUUUUUUUAUUUUGCAAUUUAGUUUUAAAUGUGUGAUACAGGACACUUUUAUAUACAUAAAUAAAUAUUAUAUAAUUUAUUAGGAACUUUGGGAAAUCAGGAACCCCUAGUUGUAGAAUAUGUAUCUAUGGUGCCAGUUGGGCUCCCUCAUUUCUACUCUAUUGUAUUAUGUGUAGUACAAAGGAAAUGUAACUUUGGCCAAUUUGGACUUGCUUUUGUUUAAAAUA